This is a messenger RNA of Blepharisma stoltei, 639 nucleotides long. The record is from the annotation of a GenBank genome assembly. Lineage: Eukaryota; Ciliophora; Heterotrichea; Heterotrichida; Blepharismidae.
AUGAGCGAAGUAACCCUUCAUUACUUUGGCUUAUAUGCAAAAGCAGAAGUAACUCGAAUGAUCCUGCAUUAUACCAAUACUCCUUUUAAUGAUCGAAUUUACAGCGACGAUGAUACAUGGCUACAAUAUAAAAAAUCAGGACUUUUUGAGUUCGAACAAUUGCCGAUGCUUGAAAUAGAUGGACUUAGACUGGUUCAAAGCUUAUCUAUAGAAAGAUAUUUAUGCCAAAAAUUUGGGUAUUACCCUAGUGAUCCUUAUGAAAUUCAUCUCACAGAGUCUUUACAAAAUAUUUGGCAAGAUUUCAUUCAGCAUAAAGUAGAAUGAACGUGAAUUAAAAAAGACUUAGAAGGAUGGGAUAAUUGGUGUGAUAAUGAAUUACCGAGAAUUAUACAAUCAAUAGAAGCAAGAUAUAUAAAUAAUGGAUGCAAUGGCCACUUUGUAGGAAACUCUACGACUUUAGGAGAUUUUUGCACUUUUAGGUCGCUUUAUGAUCAUUUCAUGAUCUCGCCUUGAUCUGAAAAAAUGAUGCCAUUUCUUAGAAAUCAUGCACCAAAACUAUUAGAAUUUGCAGAAAAUUUUUUGAAUUCUUCACUUUCACUUAAAAAUUAUCUAGCAAAUAGACCUGAAAGGCGAUUUUAA